This is a messenger RNA of Hippocampus zosterae (dwarf seahorse), 758 nucleotides long. It is a transcript of the gene rabif, whose product is annotated as RAB interacting factor. Gene Ontology annotation, biological process: post-Golgi vesicle-mediated transport; small GTPase-mediated signal transduction. The record is from RefSeq and is a predicted model, not a curated record. The transcript has 3 exons. NCBI's taxonomy places the organism in Eukaryota, Metazoa, Chordata, Actinopteri, Syngnathiformes, Syngnathidae. Bases 183 to 575 code for a protein of 130 amino acids. Gene Ontology annotation, molecular function: guanyl-nucleotide exchange factor activity; zinc ion binding. Gene Ontology annotation, cellular component: membrane; cytosol.
UUAUUUUAGUUUUGCCAGAUGUAGUCGAUAACUCGUGUGAAACGCUCUAACCGCAUAUGUAGUGCGGAACUCUUUUAACGAAUAGGAUUUUUUUUUCUGAACGAGCUCGUUUAGAGUGUGGACGGUAGAGUCCAAGACAAACCAGAAUGAUUUCCUUGCUCUAGUCAGUUUUAGACCUCGAGAUGGACCACAAUACACAGACUACAGACACCGUCGACAGGUCCGACCUGGUCUCUGAGGACGGGAAGAACAGUAAGUCUGUUCUAUGUCAACGAUGCGGAUCCAAGGUGCUGUCCCCGGGAAUGGCUGUGUUCGCGGAGAAAGAGCUUAUCCUACCAUCCAUGCGUAAAAAGAGCAACCUCAGCGCUUCGGAGGACUCAGUGGACAGGGACACACUGACCGCCCACUGGUUAGUUGGUGAUAUGUUCGAUUUUGAGAAUGUGGGCUUCACUAAUGAUGUCGGAAGAAUCAAGUAUCUCAUCUGCGCUGACUGUGAGAUUGGACCCAUCGGCUGGCACUGUUUGGAUGAUAAGAUAGGUUACUAUGUUGCAAUAGACCGAGUGAAUCAUGCCUAGUUUUAAAUCGUAAUGAAACAGAAUAAAUUGUAAAAUAAAUACAGUGUAUGUGCUGGAUGGCUUUACUGUCAGAGCUGAGCCUGAAAAACACACAUUGGAUUGAUAAACAUGUCUCGACUGUUUCUUUUUCUCACACAGACCAUUCUACCAUUGUUGUGCUCUAAUAAAAAUAUUCAACUUUCA